GAGGGUCCUUCAUAAAUCCCAUGUUCAGGAGUAUUUUUCCAUGCAGGGAAAAGUAGUCAGCAAUGGAAGAGGCCAAUAAGGAGUAAACAUUGAUAGGAAAGCCAUGCUACUAAGUUUAUCAGGAAGGCUGAAUAUAGCCAAGAAGUUUAGUUGCCCUGGGCAGCUGCCAGUCCAAACUGACAUUUCCUCUCAUCUCUCAGCAUGUGGGCUUGUACUUCAAAAAACUUCUUCCUGCCAAGUGUGCAAGCACAGGAGCCAUAAGGAGCUUCCACUGGAACCAAAACCUGAGGGGCAUAAGCACAAACACAAAGGUUAUGUUUGAGAUGGGGAUGUGCCAGCAGAAAAUGCAGCUAUUCACCUCCUUAUAAAAUCAUGCCCAGACUCUUUCCCUCUCUUACGAACAUCAGUGGUAGAUGCUGACAUUAUCACAAGUAAAAGUGGAUCUGUAAUGUCCACAUGAAGGAGGGAAAGGAUGGCAGAGCCCAGUAGCAGAAUCACAAGACUUUGGAGGGAGACUAGAGCAUAAACAGACUAUAGACCAUUGAUGUCAAACGGAGUAACUCAAUUUUUCUCUUUCAUAUGAGAGUAAUAGACUUUCAGCUGGACCUUGCUGUGCUAGAGCAGCUGUGGAGGGAGGAGCUAAUGCAUCUCACCCCCUACCUCAUGCCCUCUGCCUGAUCCCAGGCUUGUACCUCAUCCACUGUUAGACCAAUCUGGGAUGCCACAGUGUAUUCUGCUUGGGUAAAAUGCACAGGUUAACAUUAUAAUUGAGAGUAAAAUUCAGUGGAGAUAACAGGAAUAAUUUUUCAGAGACAGUCUCUGUUGCAGAUCCUUUUGAUGUCCAGAGUAUUCCACUUGACCUUUAGCUUUUACCAAUAACACAAGAAGAAAAUUAUUUAUCCUCCUUUUGCAAUCAGUGUAAGUCUUUUUUAGAGGUAAUGUGGAGCUUUUCUUGGGACAGGGGAAGAAAGCUUGCUCACUUUAACUCUGUUUUAUGUAGAACUGCUGCUAUGCUUUGAGGCUGAGUAUUUCUAAAGAGGGCAGUCAACUUGUAUUUGAAACAGUUACUUACUUCUUUGUCAUUGGUCAAGCCUAGAUUCUUCAUGUCUACAACAUUAUAAAAAGUGUUGUUCAAGACGACUUCUAUGACCUGUACCUGAAACCAUGAAAAUGGAUGAGACAAUGAAUUAGGGCCCCUUUUCGGUCAACAGCCUGGCAGGCUUUUCACUCUGUGUAAAAAAGAACAAUGUCACCCCACCCUCCCCCAGUACAGUUGAUCAAAUGCAAUCUAGUGAACAUGUGUAGCACACCUUUCACUUUUAUUCAAGGGCUGCCAAGAACUGAGUGAUGUUCUCACACCUUGUGUUCCCAGCUGGGGAGUUUCCAGUCUUAGAACUGACAGAGGAAAUAAGUCUCAUGUUGGUCUUCUCAGUGGUGCAAUUAACAUUCACUAUUGUUGAAGUAAAACAUCAUUAGGAGGAAAGAAGAUACCUGUGACACUCUGGAAAGGACAAGCAUCUGGAUACAGUUGACAGUUUUCUGGUAAGAGGGUGAAUAUUCCCCACAGUCAGGUGGUCCAGCAAAGGCUUCAAGGAUACAUUCACGGAUUUUCUUCCUAGAGGUAACACAGGUUCUUAAAAAAAUUUGUAUCAGCUGUCUCUACUUCAAUCUGUUAUGCUCUGCUGUGGGGUGGGGUUUUUUUGUAUAUUUUGUAUGUCUUUUUUGACAAAUAAAUAGCUCAUGGGAUUUUGUGGAAGAACAAUUUGUCCUAUCACCCAAAUUCUGUUUCCUCUCCCCACCCCCACCAGAUAUAUAAUUCACAAAUAGGUUUUGUUAAAACUAUUUAACAAAUUAGUUACAUUAUUCUCCUAAAGUAUACUGAACACUGAACUGUUCUUCUGAAUCCUGUCCAAUGAUCUACCCUGAGAGAGAGAAGUACCCCUAAGACAUGCUUCUCACCCCUUGUAACAAGAGCUUAGUGCUGCCACUGAGACCUGUGAGUGGCUGGUGCACAACACCUGUGGAUCUGGCCCUUACACCUUCUGUAUUGUAUAGAGGGACUUUUUGAGUAUAGAUUGGGAAAUUAGUAUUACUUGAUAUAACAUAUACCAUAUGCAGUCAAAGUCAAAAUCCUUGCAUUCGCCAUAUGACCAUUUGCAGAAGAGCUCUCCACACAGAAUCCUGUCAUGCCUUUCAGGAAGUGUGGUGUGUUCAUCCUUACAGAAGCCUUCAAAUCCAGACUGCGUUGUCUUCAUAAGUUUCAGGUCCUUAAUUCCAGCAAAGACAACCAGAGGACCUGUGAUUGAAAAUUAGAAGAAAAUAUGAGCUUCUUUUCAUGCAAAGAAAGAAACCUUUGGGUGCAUACUUGCAUUGAUGGCUCCAGAGCCAGAAAGCAGACAAUGGCUUUCUGCACACUGAUAUUGGCAGAAAGAAAUAUUUACAGAGAAUUCUUUUCUCACCAUUCCGGCACUGCUCAGCUUCACAGAAGCGGAUCCCAUCAGGAACACAUAUGAAUGAGUGGAUGUGGGGAACUCCAUCCUGCAAUUUAGAGCAGACAUUUGAGAACUUCAAGGUCCUUGAUCUGCAAAGAAAACAUGUGGCAGUUGUGAAGAAAUGCAGUGGAAGCCUGAUUUAUGCUGUCAUGAAACAAUAGCCACUCGGGGCUCGCCCUGCGCUGCCGGGAAACCAAAAUGCCUGCGGGACCUGCCUGGUGCCACCCUGCUCUGCUCCUGCUUCUCUCCUCCGUGCCCCUGUGGGCCGCCGAGAUUUCCUGCAGGAAUGAAGACGGGGAGGCGGUGGAUUGGUUUGUUCUUUAUAAGUUGCCAAAACAUGCCAAAGGACAGAUUCCCAUGCUGGGACUGGAAUACCUGUACAUGGACACCCUGGCUCCGCAGUGGCAGCUUGGUAAAUACCUCAUCAACAUGACACAGGGUGCUCUGGGACAAACACUGCAGCAGCUGUAUGAGACAUAUGAAUCCAAGAGGAACACCACUGCAUAUGUGAUAUACAACGAUGAGAUCCCUGAACCAGACUCCAAAGGGUCAAAGUGUGGACACACCAAAGGAUUUCUGCUCUUGGAUAAAUCACAAGGCUUCUGGGUGAUUCACAGUGUGCCCCUGUUCCCUCCCAUUCCUGAGGAUGGUUAUGGAUAUCCAUCUACUGGGGAGUCCUUUGGACAGACAGCCAUCUGUAUAACCUUCAAAUAUGAUCAGUUCACAGAAAUAGACCAACAGAUGCUGAGUUAUAAUCCAGGAAUCUACAGCUGUUCCAUCCCUGACAUCUUCCAAGCUGAUCUCCCAAAUCUCCAGAAACUCUGUGCCAAGUCCAGGCUGCCCUCAGUCCCUUUGCACCACCUCUCCAAGCUCCAGUCAGCUCAUGGGGAAACCUUUCUCCACUUUGCAAAGUCACGCUUGUUCAUAGAUGAUAUCUAUGUGGCCUGGAUGGCUCAGGAACUGAAGACUGAUUUGUUGGCUGAAUCAUGGCAGCGUUCUGGUGAAAAGCUUUACUCAAAUUGCUCUCUUGACUACCACGUCUACAACAUAAACAUCAUAGGGAUGCCAUUGAACUCCACCUUUCAUUCCAUUAAUGACCAUUCCAAAUGGGCUGUUUCAAGGAAGUACAAAGAUCAGUGGACAUGCAUUGGGGACUUGAACCGUGCUGCUGAGCAAGCUUGGAGAAGUGGUGGGUUCAUCUGUACCCAGAAUGAACAGAUCUACAAAGCUUUCAGGCAUCUGAUAAUCCACUAUGAAAGCUGCACUUCUGCUCCCAGAGAGCUAUAACAAACCAUUCCUGCCAACCAGCACAGCCCUUGCUACAUGGGAAGUGUAGGAAAUGUCUCCCUUCAACUGUACUUUCACUCUGAAAAUCAGCCCUGUGAGUUUCCAGAUGUGCUAAGCACAUCUUGUUAGCUGUAGGAGCAGGUGGUGUGCAGGUGAAGGGCAGCUGUUUCCCUGUGGUGUGGGGCCCUCUGGGGCUGUGUGCUGGGCCCUGCUCUGCUCCCCUGGCUCCUCUCAGCAUUCCCACCAGGCUGGGACUGGAGGUAUGCUGCUGCAUGGGGCUGCACCAAAGCUCAUCUCUGUGAGCACCCUGCACGGGUAUCCCUGGGCACCUUAGGAGUGGGGCUGGACAUGGGACAGGAGGGACAACAGAAACCUCUCAUGAGCUGGGCUGUCAGGACUGGGCUGGUAGCAAGGGAUAAGUACUCCCAAAUACUUCAAAACUGCCCUGAAUUUCUGGCACUGUUGAGAUAAAUCACAGCAUUUCUGCUCAGCUUGGGCUAAAUCUCUAAAAGAGCUGAGAAAAUUAGAUCCAGACAAGGAGAUGAGUAGAUCUGAAGACAGGAAGACCCCAUCUUCAUAUGAUUCACUUUUAGAGAAUUAAUAUACUUUAAAUCAUCUUUAAAUUAUCUGUAAUCAAUAGCUUGGGAAUAUUUCUAGCGCUUUUAUUCAUGUACAGCAAUUUUAUAAACAAAUAAGCAUGUCCAAAAUAUGAAUAAGCAAAAUAAGGAGUAACAAUGGUCUAUUUACAGUAUCCCUCUUCCAUCUGUAUAGUUAUUUGUGGUUGGUUACAGUGUUUUGUAGGUGCCAAGGGAAAAAUGGAGACAAUUAGGAAAAAAAAUAAAGAGAAGAAUAUAUUUGAAGAAAGGUGUUAUUUAACCUACAUUUUCACAUUGCAACAAGUGCGGCUGUUAAUUUUCAAUAUCUCUGGUCUCAGGCUUAGGACCUGAAGUUUGCAUGGUCUUGCUAUAAAGAUAAAGGUGACUGGCAAAAUCCCAAUACACUCUCGUGUUCAGAUUUCAAAAGUGUAUCUGUGUUUAAUGUGUUCCUAAAUAUAUUUAUAUGUUUCUAUCUCUUUUUUUCCUGAAUUGGUAAUAUAAACUUCAGUCUGAAGAUCUGGCUGUCAUGCUCACAUUUCUGUUUUGCUGUGUUCAUGGUCCCUACCACUGAACCUCCAUGGAAGUAGGUGUAAGGAAAUGCCCCACAACCACAAGAGGUUACAAAAGAUUUCUUUCCCUUUUCAUCCUGAACAAUCAGCCAAACAACAAAGUGUGCAAAGUGCCAAACAAAUUAAUUUCAGAAAAAAAUUGUGCAUAAGAGAUAGAAAUAAUGUAUGUAUCCUGCAUAAUGAAGAGGGUUGUAAAGAAAUAAGUUUCAUAGUUAGCCAGUCUGGAUGGAAGAUAGCUCGUAGCUUGAGUCUGAUGGCUCAGUGAAAAUAGUAUUGUUGCUCAGAUAUCCUGAAAGAAUUUUUUUAAAUUUUAUUUUCUCUGCAUAUGACCCAAUAACAUUCGAUAAAUAAUGUCUGAUAAUGUUCUUUGUCUGAUGCCAGUCAAAUUGUUUUACAUAUUUACUUCUUGUUUGGCUAGCUGUGGUCAAGUAACACCUUUUGUGGCAGCAAAAAUUGCCAGUGACACAGAACACUGCACUGUGGGAUGGUAAGGCAUUGCUCAGAUAAGCCAAGACAAAAUUAAUUUCUCUUGCCUAUCUUUUCAUGGCAGACACUAACCUAACCUGCCUGUCUGAGCUCUUGUAUCUUACCCACAGCUUUGUGUAAGCACAACUUCAGUGUACAGGACUGGCAAGAAAUCCUCCACUGGAGACAGUGCUGGCGAGCUCACCAUGUGUGUCAGAGAGCACCUGGAUCUGUGGCACAACCUGUAUUUCUUGUAGUAUUUUCAAAUACUCAGCCACAGCAUUUGGGUCACAGGGUUCAAUAGCAAAGAGUCUCUGUCCCAGUGUUGCCAGGCUCCUGCUCCCCAGGCCACUUGAAGUAAGUGCUGAUUGCUUUUCUUAAUUAUUUGAUCAAUUAAUAGUCGUCAUAAAGUUUUACAAGACUACUUAUACGUUCCUCUUUCAUUGUACCCAAGGCUGGUUGCCUCCAUUUCAGCUGUAACUGUGGAGGCAUAAAGAGCAGAGGAAAGAUGUAAAGAAACAGCUGUACCAUGUACCAUUGUACCUCAGCAGCCUGGCUGUGCACACUCUCAUUUCAGUGGUGUAGCAAUAAAAAGGCUGCAGCUCUGGUUCUCUCCUUUUUUGACUGUAGACAGUUUAAUUCAGUUUUGCUUUUGUUGUGUAACUUCUUUAUUUGCAUAUCCUUAUAUUUCUGCCACACAUUAUGACACGUGGGCAGACUCUUUGUUUCCCAAAAUAGACUAAUAAUUGACAAAAUAAACCGUAUAGAUUUUUAAA
This is a messenger RNA of Parus major (Great Tit), 6185 nucleotides long. It is a transcript of the gene DNASE2B, whose product is annotated as deoxyribonuclease 2 beta. Gene Ontology annotation, biological process: apoptotic DNA fragmentation. Bases 2691 to 3779 code for a protein of 362 amino acids. The record is from RefSeq and is a predicted model, not a curated record. The transcript is spliced from 9 exons. NCBI's taxonomy places the organism in Eukaryota, Metazoa, Chordata, Aves, Passeriformes, Paridae. Gene Ontology annotation, molecular function: deoxyribonuclease II activity.